Molecule: messenger RNA, 288 nt
Organism: Hepatospora eriocheir
Lineage: Eukaryota; Fungi; Microsporidia; Hepatosporidae
Source: the annotation of a GenBank genome assembly
AUGUUCUUCUUUUUUAAAUUAUCACCAAAUUUAAUCUUUGAUGGAAGUGAAUAUAAAGAACAAGAAGAAACAGGAGAUAAAUUAAUAAUAAAACAGUUUAAUAAUAAAUCCAAUACUAAAUUAUGUAAAAGAAAAGAUGGAACAUGGUUUAUUAAAAACGGUAAUGUAAAUUUAGAACUUAAGAACACAAAUACUUCUAAACUGAGAGUAAUAAAUCAAAGUAAAUCAAACAGUAAAGUAUACAUCGAAGGAGAAGUAAAUAAGAAAUGGUUUAUUCAAAAGAUCUAA